AUGGCGCCGUCGCUUGCAGGGCGUGUGCACUGGAUACCCGGCGCAAACGGGCUCGCGCGGACAGCGGCAGCCGGGGUGCGAGAGGCGCUCGGAGGGCAGACACCGGGCUGCGACUGCGCAGGCGCCGCGACAGGCCCUAAGCACGUGUGUGGGAGACCGACCGCGGUGAAUACCGAGCAUGCGUGGAGCGGCGUCCUGGGCCUUAAGGAACCGCCACCCCCCCUCCGACUCGAGGCGCCGGCCGCCCCCGAAAUGAGGACCCCGCCGGCGAGCGAGGCCACCCCCGAGGGCACCCCGCAGCCGGCGGGCGGCAGGCUCCGCUUCCUCAACGGCUGCGUGCCCCUCUCGCAUCAGGUGGCCGGGCACAUGUACGGGAAGGACAAAGUGGGCAUACUGCAACAUCCAGAUGGCACAGUUUUAAAACAGUUACAGCCACCUCCAAGGGGCCCAAGAGAGCUGGAAUUCUAUAAUAUGGUUUAUGCUGCUGAUUGUACUGAUGGUGUUCUUCUAGAGCUACGAAAAUAUUUGCCAAAAUAUUAUGGCAUCUGGUCACCUCCCACUGCACCAAAUGAUUUAUACCUAAAACUGGAAGAUGUGACUCAUAAAUUUAAUAAGCCCUGUAUAAUGGAUGUAAAGAUAGGGCGAAAAAGCUAUGAUCCUUUUGCCUCACCUGAGAAGAUUCAGCAACAGGUCAGCAAGUACCCAUUAAUGGAAGAAAUUGGGUUCUUGGUGCUUGGCAUGAGGGUUUAUCAUGUUCAUUCUGAUAGCUAUGAGACACAAAACCAGCACUAUGGAAGAAGCUUAACAAAAGAAACUAUAAAGGAUGGUGUCUCCAGGUUUUUUCAUAAUGGAUUUUGCUUAAGAAAAGAUGCUAUUGCAGCCAGUAUUCAGAAGAUUGAGAAAAUUCUGCAGUGGUUUGAAAGCCAGAAGCAACUUAACUUUUAUGCAAGUUCAUUACUAUUUGUUUAUGAAGGUUCAUCUCAGCCAACCACUACAAAAUUGAAUGACAGAACUUUGGCAGAAAAGUUUUUGUCCAAAGGACAACUGUCAGACGCAGAAGUACUGGAGUACAAUAAUAACUUUCAUGUGUUAAGUUCCACGGCAAAUGGAAAAAUAGAGGCUUCAGUAGGCAAAAGCUUGUCCAAGAUAUAUGCUCAUCACAGAAAAAUGUAUUCAAAAAAGCAUCACAGUCAGACUUCAUUGAAAGUUGAAAAUAUGGAGCAAGACAAUGGGUGGAAAAGCAUGUCACAGGAACAUUUAAAUGGAAAUGUACUUUCCCAACUGGAAAAAGUUUUCUACCAUCUUCCCACUGGUUGCCAAGAGAUUGCAGAAGUGGAAGUGCGAAUGAUAGAUUUUGCUCAUGUGUUCCCUAGCAACACCUUAGAUGAGGGAUAUGUUUAUGGGCUAAAGCAUUUAAUUACUGUACUUCGAAGUAUUUUAGACAAUUGAAUCCUUUGCUGCAGUCUUUUUAAGGGGUGGGCCAGUCAUACUGAAGAGCAGCAGCCACUAUUUCUGCGCCUGUCUUGCUGUGUAAAAACUUUGUGAGUCGAUGUUUAUUUGUCUUUAUACUUUUGGAAGAAAGGUUAACUUUUUUAUAAUCUUACUCAGGAAAACUAAUUAUUUGUUCAUUAGAAAACUAUGAAGAAUAAAGAAACUUAGGAAUGUUAAGCAGGGAAUGUGGUGGUACAUGGCUUAAACAUCUAUUUGGCUCAAGCAAAAUGCAAACCAUUAUUUAGUCAUUGACAGUUUAGUUAGCUUUCUGUAGCCAAUUUAUCAUGAAAUCUCUGUCCACCCAACCUUGACAAUGAGCCAUAUCUAACUAUUACAUUAUUAGAACACCUACAAAACUCUAGAAAGCACAGAUUGAUAUCCUUAGUAUUGCUAUAUAUGAAAUUAUUAAAACUGGAGAAAAUUCUACUUCAGAAAUACGUACUGUUUAGGUUUUAUAUUAAAAGUUGAGACCAGCAUAUCAAAAGGUGCUUCUUAGUGAAAUGAUUUAGAAUUGUUGCAUUCCAAAAGCAGGUUUUCCCUUCAAUUUUCUAUAUAUAUAUAUAUAUAUA
Messenger RNA from Carlito syrichta (Philippine tarsier), 2060 nucleotides. It is a transcript of the gene IPMK, whose product is annotated as inositol polyphosphate multikinase. Gene Ontology annotation, molecular function: inositol tetrakisphosphate kinase activity; inositol-1,4,5-trisphosphate 3-kinase activity. Lineage: Eukaryota; Metazoa; Chordata; Mammalia; Primates; Tarsiidae. The transcript has 7 exons. Gene Ontology annotation, cellular component: cytoplasm; nucleus. The record is from RefSeq and is a predicted model, not a curated record. The coding region runs from base 1 to 1449 and encodes 482 amino acids. Gene Ontology annotation, biological process: inositol phosphate biosynthetic process.